AUGCUCAAGAGUAUUAGCAAUCCACCAACAGCAAAAAGCGGAAAUGAUUUGCCACUUUCCAGACUUGUUAGUUUGAUUUUAUAUCCUGAUGUUCCCAAGGAAGAUCCAAUAUGGACUUUGAAUGCUAUGCAAUACGGCCAAAUUAUUACUCAUGAUAUGAGCAUGAUUCUAGGAAGUACACAAGCACAGCCCCACGGUACUCGUUGUUGCUCCAAUGAUGGCCAAUUGCUUGAACUCGCUAACAUUCCUGAUCAUUGUUAUCCAAUAGUGCUACCCGACAAAGACCCUCAACACUCCCAGACAAAUACUAAGUGCAUGAAUUUCGUUAGAACUAUUACCGAUCGUGAUCGCAACUGUGUAGGAGGCAAUCAACCAGCUGAACAGCUCACUGCAGUAAAUCACUAUUUGGACCUUUCUAUUGUUUACGGAAAUACUGAUCAAGUCAAUCAACAAAUCAGACAAUUCCAAGGGGGUCGAUUAAGAGUGGACGUUAGAAACGGUCAAGAAUGGCCACCUAGAUCCUUAAACGCUUCAGGAAUAUGUACCAUUCAAAAUCCUAAAGAAGCUUGUUAUCUGGCUGGUGACGCCAGAGUUAACCAAAAUCCUCAACUUACGUUACUUCAAAUCGUUCUUCUUAGGGAACAUAACAGAAUCGCAGGAAUUUUGGCCAAACUUAAUCCUCACUGGGAUGAUGAGACUCUAUUCCAAGAAUCAAGAAUUAUAAACGUCGCUCAACAUCAGCAGAUAACGUACUACGAAUGGUUACCAAUUUUUAUUGGGGAGCAAAAUUCUUUAAAAAAUAAUAUUCUGUACAAUACCAAAGAUUUUGUAAACGAUUAUGAUGAAAAUGUGAAUCCAACUAUCUUGAAUGAACAUGCAACUUCAGCUUUUAGAUAUUUCCAUUCCUUAAUAGCUGGAAGUUUGGAUUUAGUCACAGAAGAAAGGACAAGUUACGGAAGCCUCCGUUUGAGUGACUGGUUUAAUCGUCCUCAAAUACUAGAAGAGGGCGACAACUUCGCCGAACUUGCUAGAGGUCUUAAUACUCAACCAGAACUGGCUGCGGAUCAAUAUCAUACUAGUGAGAUUACCCAGUUUCUCUUCCGUGCCGGUCAACCAUUUGGACAAGAUCUUAAAUCAUUUGAUAUUCAAAGAAAUAGGGAUCAUGGUUUGGCUAGUUACAACGAUUAUAGACAAUUCUGUGGAUUAACAAGGGCUCAUACUUUCGAAGGUUUUCUGGAUGUUAUUAGUGACCAGAAUGUGCAGAAGCUUGCGACUCUUUACGAAAGUCCUGAUGACAUAGAUCUGACAGUUGGUGGAUCCUUAGAAGCUCACAUUCCCGGAACAUUAGCGGGACCAACUUUCUUAUGCAUUUUGACCGAACAGUUUUACAGAACCAGAAAAGGUGACAGAUUUUUCUUUGAAAACGUAGCUAGUGGAUUAAAUGCAGCUCAACUCAAUGAAAUUCGUAAGGCUAGUAUUUCACGCUUAUUGUGUGAUAAUGCUUAUAGUAUACAAGCUAUGCAACCAAGAGGUUUCCAAAGAAUAUCACAAAGUAAUCCUGUAGUACCUUGCGAUACUUUGCCAACUGUAGACUUAUCCUUAUGGAAAGACUUUGGGGCAGGAGUUGGAGAUCAACAAACCAUACCCUUUAGUCACGGUGGAUUAGGUUCUCAUCCUGUUUAUGGAAAAUAAAUUGGUCAUAUUCUAUUAUAUUUUUAUACUGAAAUGUAGGUGAAUUUAGAAACUAGUGUAUUAUUUAACUAUUGAAUUGAUUUAAACUAUUUAACUAUUUAAUUGAAUUUAAUUGAUAUUGGUAGUGUUUAUACGUUUGUCAGAUUGGCCAUUGGUUUAAUAGAAAUAUUAUAAUAGUAAGUUGUAAGGGUUACAUAAAAUAUGUUAUGUUUCAUUAUUGUUAAUUACUUGUGUACGUCAGCAUUGUUCCCUAGUUUGUUCUUUUGUUGUCACUUUGUAAGCAAAAUAUUGUCUGUCCACCAUGAAUUAUUUUUAAUUGCUUGGGUUUUCUUUAUAACUAUUAGUAAAUACAAUAUCUACUUUUGGGCGAAUUAAUGUGAAUACAAGCAAUAAUUCUAAAUAAAAAUUAUAUAAGUUCGUUAUGGACAAAAAAAGAGAAAAACUGCAAUUUAACUUAUUUUACUAUGGUAUAUGGCCUUCUUGGAUUUUUUGUAUACAGUUAACAAAUUUUUUAUACUCUAAAUAUUACACAUUUUUAGUGUUUGGUCUCGAAACCAUAUCUGUAUGAUAGUGUAAUAAACGCCGUUACUACUGUAACAAACGCUGGUCACCACUGCAAUACUAGCGGAGACAAGACCGCUGUCACCCCUGUAACAUCCUCGAUUUAAACUCCAAAAGGAUGCUUAUCUCUGCGAGCGGAGGCAAGGAUUACUGGCGCUCAACUAGUCUGAAUGGAUGUGGUUUCUCCCACGCGGAUUUACAAGAGGGUAGGGAAUUAUCUGGAAUAAAGAGAUGAAGGACGUAUUUUGAAUAUGUUCUCUCCACUACAAAUAUACCUAUACAUUCAAAACAUGGUAUAUUGUAAGAGCCUCCAUAAAAAAACUAUAAAGGCUCUAUUUUCCAAAGAAAAAUGGAAUAUUAAAUGGGUGGAAUGAUAUUUAAAAAAGCACGAAAACAAACACAUGGAUUCGCAAUAAGACAAAAGGACAAGAUGUAUAUAAUUGAAAUCUUUAAAUGAAGAUCGGCAAGAUUGUUAAUCAUAAUAGAAGACUAGAGAAGGGGUAAAAAGGUUACUAUAUGAAGACCGAGAACAGGCAGAACAAACAGAUAACUCAAAUGCAAGAUAGGGAGAUCCUCUAUCUAUUAGAGAUAUUCUCUAACGGCUAUGACAUAAUCAUAGCCGUUAGAGGAUAUAUAUACCUUGAUAAAGCAUAUUCUUACAUCUAGGAAUGGAGUAGAAGAUGCUGGUAAAUGAUGGUUAAGCUUAUUGACCAAAUUUUAAAAUAUUUGCUGUAUCACCUGUAAUUUUCAGAUGUAAUGUUUUACCUUCACCAUCAAAUAUUUCAGCAUGUUUGCGAUUUAUUUAGCUUUUCUAUGAUAUUCUCAUAUAAAAUAUUUUUUGUUUUAAACUUUGAGGGUAUACAUGGCAACUAUCGAACACGGUGAUUAAUUUAAUCUUGCCCAAGUACUUUCGAUCAAUAGAUCAUCUUCAGGGGCAUUUCGUCAGUUGUGGCCUAUCCGACAUAGUAGAAUGUCAUAAAUGUAAAAUUUGGACAUAACAAUACAAAAUACAAUACACUAAG
This is a messenger RNA of Diabrotica balteata, 3275 nucleotides long. The record is from the annotation of a GenBank genome assembly. Lineage: Eukaryota; Metazoa; Arthropoda; Insecta; Coleoptera; Chrysomelidae.